Messenger RNA from Prosopis cineraria, 765 nucleotides. RefSeq names its product receptor-like protein 33. The record is from RefSeq and is a predicted model, not a curated record. Bases 1 to 765 code for a protein of 254 amino acids. The transcript has 2 exons. Gene Ontology annotation, molecular function: protein binding. Lineage: Eukaryota; Viridiplantae; Streptophyta; Magnoliopsida; Fabales; Fabaceae.
AUGGAGUUCUUUCAUUUGAGUAACAACUCAUUUCAAGGAGAGCUUACUUCUUCUAUUUGCAAUGCUACCUCACUUGAAUUUCUAAGCAUGUCCCAUAACUACUUCACUAGAACCAUUCCAUACUGCAUCAGUAGCUCACUUCAAGUUUUGAACUUGUCUCAUAACAAAUUUAUUUGCACCAUUCCACAUUGCAUCGGUAACUCUAGCCUUGCUAUUUCUGUGUUGGAUUUGCAAAUGAAUAGAUUCUCUGGCACCAUACCUCAAUUAUUUGAAAAGGGAAACAAUUUGAUGACCCUAAAUCUUGAUGGCAACAUGCUGGAAGGGAAAAAUUCUGGAAGUUAUUGGAGAGCUUGGCAAAUUGAAGGUACUCAAUUUUCACAUAAUAGGCUAAUUGGUGCAAGUCCAAGCUCAAUUGGAAAUUUGAGGAACUUGGAAUCCUUGGACUUGUCAUCAAACAAGCUUGUAGAAAAUUUUCCUUUAAAAUUGGCAAGUUUUGACUCUCUUGGGUUCUUGAACCUAUCACGGAACAAGCUUGAAGGAUGUGUUCCUAUGGUCUCACAUUUUGAGACAUUAUCAAGUGAUUCCUUUAAAGGAAACAAGGGUUUGCAUGGAUUUCAACUUGACACUCCAUGCUACAUCACUCAUGAGAAAAGUCAACCACUAUUACCAAGUUCUGAUACUGGAUUUUUUGAAUUUGGAUGGCAACCUCUUCUGCUAGGGUUUAUAUGUGGAGCCUCAUUUGGAACAUCAAUGUUUUGGGUUUGA